AUUUCCAGACAGGUUCAACCCCAACAUCCUGUUAUAUCCCCACACCAAACUUAAUAUAUUCCCCCACAACGUAUAUACAAUCAUUACCACCAUUAUCACCAACCACCAAGCACCAUUCACCAAUACAAAUAUAUACAAAAAUCAAAUAUUUGCACAUAUUAACAUCAUCUAUAUACUCAUCAACAAAAUAGAAAGGUCAUCAAAAAAAUAUUAGUAUCAUCUACAACACAACUAGUAAAAUGGAGUAUUUCAACAAAUCAAAGGCUGUGAAACUACGCAGCCACCUAGGGAAGUACCUAGUAGCAGAUGAAGACAACAACAACAUCCGUCAGAGCAGAAAUGGAACAACCAAAAAAUCACUAUGGUUUAUCGAACCGGUCGAAACAAAACCUCACCAUAUACGCCUCAGGAGCCACCAUGGCCGUUACCUAACCGCGACGGACACGCCAUUUCUCCUCGGCAUGACCGGAAACAAAGUUGUCCAAGCCGAUUACGACGCGGGUUUGGGCUGGAAAUAUGAAUGGGAACCAAUAAAAGAAGGGUUCAACGUGAAACUGAGGAGUUGGUGUGGAAAAUAUUUGAGAGGUAAUGGUGGAACACCACCAUGGAGAAAUUCUAUUACACAUGAUGAUCCUACCUCUGCUACACAUAAUUGGAUUCUUUGGGGUGUAGAGUUUGUGGAGUUAUCAUUGGCUAAUCAGGAGAAUGUUGAAUUGUUGAAUCAAAUUAGUUUUGCUUCUAUUUCUUCAUUUGAUUCUCGUGAUGAGGUUAAUGAUUCUGAAUUGGUUUCUUCUAUGAAGUCUCGGUCUUCCUUGAAGAGUCGUAAGAAUUCAAUGUUGCAGAAAACUUCCACCAACAACAACAACAACAGCUUCACCAUCUCAUCAAUGGAGCUUUUCCAACGAGCAAAAGCAGUUCGACUAAGAAGCCACCACGACAAAUACCUCCACGCAGAAGAAGACGAAGAAUCAACAAACCAAGACAGAAACGGAUCAUCAAAAAACGCUAAAUGGACAGUUGAACACAUCCCUGAAUACGACAACAUCAUCCGUCUCAAAAGCUGUUACAACAAAUACUUAACAGCAUCAAAUCAGCCUUUACUUCUCGGCGUAACGGGUCGAAAAGUGAUUCAAACACUGCCAAGGAGACUCGAUUCGUCUGUUGAAUGGGAACCGGUUAGAGAAGGUGCGCAGGUUAAGCUGAAAACGAGAUAUGGGAAUUUUCUUAGAGCUAAUGGUGGGUUACCACCUUGGAGAAAUUCAGUUACGCAUGAUAUUCCUCAUAGAAGUGCUACUCAGGAUUGGAUUCUUUGGGAUGUUGAUGUUCUUGAGAUUCAUGUUGGAAAUCCACCUCCUCCUCCGAUUCCUCAUUCGGAUUCUCUUGAUUUUGGAUCUUCUACUCCUUCUGCUCUUUCCUUCAAAUCUGAUCGCUUCUCUAGACAAGAGUCAACAGAUAGCGUUGGUUCGCCGCCAAAGAUGGAGGGGAGAACUAUAUACUACCAUGUUGCUGAGGAUAAUGGAGAUGUGGAUGAUGAGAAUGUGCAGGGCUAUUCCUUGGUGUUCAAUGGGAAUGACGUCGAGCAGCUGACUCGUAAGUUCGUGGAAGAGACAGGACUUGACGGAGUUAUUGUGUGUAGUCGAAGUCCUUUGAAUGGAAAACUUUACCCUCUUCGUUUGCAUCUUCCUCCAAACAAUGUUACCAUGCAGGUUGUUUUGGUCCUUCCUAACUCAAAAGUUGCAAAAGAAUUUGAAGAACAAGGUUUACUGUGACAGACUUGAUUUAUGAAGUCUUGAGUGUAUUAAACUGCAAGGCCAAUGUAACAUUGUGACCCAAGUCAAGUGGGUUUCAAAUUCUAUUUUAUCACAUUUAUGCAAAACUCAACCUUGUUGUUUUAUAAACUUUUUUUGUUAUUGUAAUUUUCUGCCAUUCAUUGUAUUCUUUAGAUUUAUCUCUUGUAUAAAGAUCUUCUAUCAGAAAGUUACAGUCAUGUAUUUUUUUUUCAGGCAGAUAUAAAUGUCAGAAAUUAGAAGCAUUCUUUAA
This is a messenger RNA of Medicago truncatula (barrel medic), 2040 nucleotides long. RefSeq lists its product as uncharacterized. NCBI's taxonomy places the organism in Eukaryota, Viridiplantae, Streptophyta, Magnoliopsida, Fabales, Fabaceae. The transcript has 4 exons. The coding region runs from base 240 to 1769 and encodes 509 amino acids. The record is from RefSeq and is a predicted model, not a curated record.